Microdochium trichocladiopsis is the source of this 765-nucleotide messenger RNA. RefSeq lists its product as uncharacterized. Gene Ontology annotation, cellular component: ESCRT I complex. The transcript is spliced from 2 exons. NCBI's taxonomy places the organism in Eukaryota, Fungi, Ascomycota, Sordariomycetes, Xylariales, Microdochiaceae. Bases 1 to 765 code for a protein of 254 amino acids. The record is from RefSeq and is a predicted model, not a curated record. Gene Ontology annotation, biological process: protein targeting to membrane; protein targeting to vacuole; ubiquitin-dependent protein catabolic process via the multivesicular body sorting pathway.
AUGUACACGCCCACACCGCCGCCACCUGUCCUGCCUCCCAAGCCCACCAGCCAUGAUGUGUCCAGGCUAAGCACACCUGCCUCAGGCACACCACCACGACCUUCGCCCAUCCCCGAAGGGAUUCUGAGCUCUGUGGAUGGUGGCCGGUACAGCCAUGGAGAUGCAUCUGGACUCAUCCCGGCGCCUUCAAGAGCCGGCCCCGCCGUUCAAACUGUUGUUCCUGACCCUGGUGACAAGUGGCUGCCCAAGGUGCUUGAAGAUAAGUCUAAGCAAGACCUUGCUGAGAUCCUUGGGAAUCCAAACCUGCUGCAGACUCUCACGCGCGCAUCGUCUGCAGUCCAUCCGUCCCUGGCGGCUACUGACGAAGCUCUCUUGGCCGCACUGGACGAGAACAUUGGGUUAGCGAACCAUCUGCUCGAGCUGGAAACUCGUUUGACGCACCAAAGGUCAUCAACACAGGCACAGCUACUGUCUACACACGCGCUUGAGAGGCAGUGGCGCCAGAAGCAGGCGGAGAUGGACCAUGCACUAGAGCCCUUUGCUGCACCAUCUCUCUACCAGCAGCUCAUGCAAAGCCUCCAGGAGCAGGAAAUGAUCUGCCAGGCCAUGGAGGAGAGCUUUCUGGAAGGUGAUGGCAGCGGCCUGGCGACAGAGCGGGAGACGCUCGAUUGGGUCCGCAAGUACCGCGAGGCCAAGAAGCUUUACUACCUGCGGCAGGAGCGCAAGGAGAGAUGGAAUGAACGGCGCGUCGGCGGGUGGCGGUGA